Oldenlandia corymbosa var. corymbosa is the source of this 4006-nucleotide messenger RNA. NCBI's taxonomy places the organism in Eukaryota, Viridiplantae, Streptophyta, Magnoliopsida, Gentianales, Rubiaceae. The record is from the annotation of a GenBank genome assembly.
UGAAAAUAUAAACUCCUAGGACCAAAAAAUAAAAAAAUAAAAAAAGAAAAAACUAAAUCCAUCUUCCCCAACCCAAAUAUCUCUCUCAUCACUCAUCGGUCCAAUUCUCUCACUAUUCUCACAGUUGUUAAUAGAAAGUAUAGCUCUGUAGAGAGAGAAACGGGGAGGGUAGAGAGAGAGAGAGGAGAAGACAGAUUGUGUUGUGGCGCUACUUUACUUUAUACUAUUUUCCAUUUCCCUUUCAAUCACUCUUCAUGCGUCCACUCAUUUGACUGAUUUAUUUUUCCCUCUAGGGUUUUUCAAUUUUUCCGUUUGAUUAUUUUUUUGGUUCAUUUUUCUGGCGCGGUCUCGGUGUAUUGUUAGGGUUCUUUCUUUCCCGGCACAGGUUUAGGGUUUAUUGAUUUCGGAUUGGUGUUAGCAUUGCGACAAUGGAGGCCGCGGCUGCUGCAGCCGCCGCCGCACGCGGUUCUUCUUUGUCCAUUCCGUCGUCUCAUUCUUCUCGCAAAGAGUGGCGGGUUGUCUCCGAGGCAUCGGUUCGGAAUUCUGGAAAUGAGGACUUGGAGCGUUCUAAAUUAGGACAGUCCGACGAGAGAUUGAUAUUCGAGGUGCAACAGGGGGGUAGUAGAGAGCCUGCAGAUGUGGACUUUUGUUCCAUUACAAUUGAUGGUAGUUUGGACAAUGAUAUUUUGCAGCAGAGGCUGCAUAGUGUGGUGAAACAAAGAGAAGAGUUGCAGCAAAUUGAGACUGAUCUUCGCGCUCAGCUCAUUGCUCGGGUAGAAAUAAUGGAGAUGCGAAAUACUUACGAUGCUCAGAUUAAGGAUCAUGCCAAUGUCAACAUCAAACUGCAGGAACAACUGCGAGAGAAAGAACAAAGGGUGCUUGAGUUGGAGAGAAAGAUUGAUGAGAAAGAUAGGGAAUUACAUGCCAUCAGACUAGACAAUGAAGCGGCUUGGGCGAAAGAAGAUCUUUUGCGAGAGCAAAGUAAAGAACUACAAACGUACAGGAGGGAACGUGAUAACAGUGAGGCAGAAAGGGCUCAGCAUAUCAAACAAAUUCAUGAUCUCCAGGAACAUUUUCAAGAAAAAGAGCAACAGUUGAUGGAGUUGCAGGAGCAGAAUAGAAUUGCCCAAGAGACCAUCCUCUACAAAGAUGAGCAACUCAGGGAGGCCCAGUCAUGGAUAACUCGUGUACAGGAGAUGGAUGCUCUACAAUCAACUACAAACCAGACUUUGCAAGCAGAACUUCGGGAGCGCACAGAACAAUAUAAUCAGCUUUGGCUUGGUUGUCAAAGACAGUUUGGUGAGAUGGAACGGCUUCACAUGCAUAUACAACAACUUCAGCUUGAACUGGCCGAGGCACGAGAGAGGAACACAUACUCAGAUAAGUCGCAUAUUUCUCCACCAAAUACAAAGGAUGUUUCCCAAAUGGGGCAGAGCAAUGGCGGCCAACUGGAAAUUAGUGGAAGUAGUUCAACUGAUGGUAGUUUUGGCUUGCCGAAUGGUAAUGGAGAUAAUGCCUCUUUUGUCUCUGUGGGGAAUGCAUCAGUUCAGGUUGAUCAUGCCCAGGGUGUUCCGAUUGCUGGAUCCUCCCUGCUGCCAAUGCCAACCUACCUACCCCAUGGGCAGGUGACUGCUUUGCAUCCUUAUGUAAUGCAUCAGCAAGGUGUUCCACAUUCUCUACCGUCACAUAUUGGACCUUUCCAUUCAGUGCCAGCUGUGUCUUCUGUUCAGCAGUGGCAAAACCAACAGGUUUUGUCAGAGGGUCCCAGCAUGGCUACUAACGACCAACAUCCUCCACUGCAAUCUGAAGCUACCAUGCUGAGAUCAGAUACCAGUUAUGGCUAUGAAUCCUCUGUCAAUGGACAUGUUCUUCAUUCAGAUUACAUGAAUGCGAAUAUCAGCCAAGGACUGGAGCCUCAUUCUGCUGUUUCAACACCGGACGUGGAGGGACGGGUGCUUGAGUCAAUGGAUAAAGGCUACCUCUCUGAAGCUCAUUCUCAACGGAGCUUGCAGCAAAUUUCCUCCCAGUUUCAUGAAGCUCUAAGAUUGGAUAAUCUUGAACACAAUAAUGAUCUGAAGGACAAGAAUGUCAACUCAUUACCUCAUCCUCCCGCUGAAGCCCAAGGGGUUUCUUUGGAGAAAACUGGUUCAGUAUCCAAUGUGUCAUCACCUGAAGAAGGGAAUAACACUGCAACUUUCAGUGAAAAUGCAUCUGACUCUGCCUCUGAUGUUGUUCUUACUGAAUCCUUUUCUUCCACCGGACAGAAAACCAUAGGCAUGGUUGGGAAAUCAUUAGAGGCUAAUCUUUUGGAUGAAAGGUCAUUAUUGGCUUGUAUUGUUCGUACAAUCCCUCCUGGCUCUGGUGGUAAAAUUAGGAUUAGUUCAACGCUUCCAAAUAGACUUGGGAAGAUGAUUGCUCCUCUACACUGGCAUGACUACAAAAGGAAGUAUGGAAAGCUUGACGAGUUUGUAGCCAGCCAUCCUGAAUUGUUUGUAAUCGAAGGAGACUUCAUUCAGCUUCGAGAAGGUGCGCAAGAAAUUAUAGCAGCUACAGCUGCUGUUGCCAAAGUUGCUGCUGCUGCAGCUGCUGGGCCAUCUGCUUACUCAUCGCUGCUGCCUUCUGUUGCUGUUACUCCAAUGGCGCAAACCCACCGGUUGAAAAAACCAUCAUCCAUUGAGUCCUCUUCUGGGAAGUCUGACGGGAGCGUAUUUAAAGAUUAUGCGCCAUCCAGAUCUCAGAAUCUCGGGGAUAAUUUAUCUCAGCUGUCUGCAACACAGAACCAGCGGCCAAAUGGUGUUUCUUUAAGCAAUUCAGCUGUAAAGAUAUUGAGCAAACCUAAGGAUCAGCUGGAGGUGAAUGGUCUUGAUGGCAAGCCUGGGCAAGCAGUGCUUUUGAGUUUUGGAAAUGGAACAAGCACUGAGAAGAAUGAUUUUAGAAGCUCCCAGGCCAAGGGUUCAACAAAUUGGAAGGCCAAUCUGAAUGUUGUUGGGAAACAGUCUGGAAGGUACUUGUAAUCUUUACCUGUUUGUUAUCUGCUUUACUUGCAGAAUGGUUACGGUUGAUUCAUUUUCCUUUUAGAAGAUAGGUAAGCAAUUGUUACGUUUUCACGUUCAGACAAUUACUUCUUGAGUUGGGUUUUUAUUCUUGAGUUUACUACUUUUUUUGGUGGUUGAUGAUCAUGUCGACCUUGUGGUUUUUUAAAUUUAUGGAGCCUGUAUAUUUGAUUGCAGCUUUCAUCUGUUAGAACAAGUUCUUUUCUUCUGCUAACAUCCAUAACUACUCCCUGAAUCAAAUUGAAGGCUUUUUUGUUGUCGACCUGAUUUUUUCCACUAGCAUGUGGAGUUCUUUGUUAAGGAUGUAUUCAUCCAAACAUGACUUUUGUAGCUCCAAGCAACUGUUUAAUUUUAUUGCAGAAGUCUAGUUGCAUUCAAUAAACAUAUUACCCACAGUUUAGAAGAUUGAGUUGGACAUUCAAUAAACAUAUUACCCACAGUUUAGAAGAUUGAGUUGGAAAUCAAAUGUGUAUCAUUAUCUGGCUCAAACAUUUCAUUCCGCUCAAAUUUGUUGCAUUUGGCGCUUCAUUUUCAUCAAAUUUGCAGGGCUUCAUGAGGAUGUGGGUGUUUGAUUGAAUGGCUAUGUUACAAAAGAGCAUCUGGGAAGUUUCACGUUUUGAUGACAAUAGCGGGGAUGAUGACAAGAGGGAGGAGGCCAACAUACUCUCCUAGUUCGAAUCUCCAGUUUACUCAGCAUUAGACAUCAGUUUAGGCAUUGCACCAUUAUUUAAAACUUGCCUCAUUCUCUCUCUGUAUUUUGAUAUGCUGAGAAACUGUGUAUUGUUCAUCAUCUUUUGUAAUCCUGAAACUGUGAAAUUGGUCGCAGAAAUUUAUUGCUACCUUUUUUCUCAAUUAGUUUGAAAAGUUUGAUCCAGAUUUAUAAAAUUUAGUUUGAUUACAUCAUAUAAUUUUAAAAAGAUACUAAUUUAUGGAUGGCUGGAUUGUUAAUGAAC